UUUGUAAAGAUGUAGAAUUUAGAUUGAUAAAUAGUUAAAGUCUCGUGACGUCACAUUCUACCAUUUUGGAUUUGCACGAAGCCUCGUGGUCACAUACCGGUCAGAUAAUAGGAGUCAGCUGUUAGCACCUCAUCACAUUAGCCAAGAUGAAUCCCGAUAAGUUACAAAAGCUCCAGAAGCAGGUCAGAAUAGGUGGUAAAGGUACUAUCAGGAGAAAAAGGAAGGUCCUCCACAAAACCGCAACCACAGACGACAAGAAAUUACAGACAUCGUUAAAAAAAUUAGCUGUAAAUAAUAUACCAGGUAUUGAAGAGGUAAAUAUGAUCAAAGAUGAUGGUACUGUGAUUCACUUCAACAACCCUAAAGUUCAGGCAUCAUUAGCAGCCAACACGUUUGCAAUCAGUGGGCAUGCUGAGAACAAGCAGCUAGCAGAGAUGCUCCCUAGCAUCAUCAACCAAUUGGGCAUGGAUGGUACAACUUUUGGAAGUAAAAUGCCAGAUAGCAUGCCCGUAGAAGAGACAGGAGGCAAGGGAACCGUAGUUAAACCAGACACUAUUGAUGAGGAGGAAGAGGAUGUACCGGAAUUGGUUGGAGACUUUGAUGCCCUGUCCAAGCAGGAGUCCUAAGAGAGUCCCUAAAACACGGGACUACUCUUAACAAGACCAGCUUUGCGGUGAGACCAGCCAAGCGUGGAAACAUUCUCAAGAAUUUGAUCUAUUACCGGACUUUCUUACUGUUGCCCAGAGCCUGGGCCAGUUUGGACUUCUGUCAGGCACAGAACUGACAUUUGUUUUCAUCCCAUUUAUCAAGAGGAGCAAAGUUUUGAGCUCUUUUUUGACCCCCUUAGUCGAGGGAGAGAUACCUCGUCAUUCUUUCUAUGUAGACGGCCUCCAUGGAAUUUCCGUCCAUGGAAUAUUUUUCUCUCAAUACAAGAUUUUGUUCAUGUUCUUCGCAAGUACAUGGUAUUUUUUCCCUAGAAGUUCAUGGAAUAUAAAACAUUAAUAAUUAAAAUGAGAAGUAUAAGUUUUCUCAUAUUGGGCCGAUACAAGCCAUGAUAGUGUUAUCAACUUCAUACAGUUAUCGGAUACAUUAACGCAUAUAAUUUAAUUGUUCACGAGAGAAAAUACCUCGGAUUCGCUCCACUACAAAGAAUGUAUUUCAAAAGAAACACUCCUCACAGGCCAUGUCUUCAAUUGGUUGGUGCGAACCCCUAUAUCUAGUAUCAUUUGCAAUAUCAGGUGGAUUCAUAACGUUCUUGAAAUCGUGAAUAAUUCAAGAAGUUGGCAUUACAAUCCAUAAAUUCCAAUGCAAAGAUUUGUUUAGUUUCAGUUGUAGUUAAGAAUACAUUGUAUUUAAUAUGUUACAUCCAAUCCUUGGUAUUUAGUUUGUAUUCUAAUUUUCCCAUUUACAUGUAUGUGUAAUGUCUUGGUGUUAAGGACUGGAGGUAGUUCAUUGCUCAAAAAAUAAGUUUGUGAGGCAAUUUUAUUGCCAGAUCAGCACCAAUACCUGUUUUUAUGAACUUGUUAAAUUGGUCUCUUCUUUUGGAGCUUAUGAAAAAUUAUCAUUGAAGCAAACCCAUCACCAUCCCCCCCAUGAAAUUCCACUGUCCUGGGCAGUUCGUUGGUCAUAGUUCACUGAUGGGAAUUAGUAGUUGAAAUUCUGUAGUCCACAUUCGACUACAUGUAUAAUUGAUUUCAUUGCUGCGGUUAUACUUGAUCAAAAGCUGAAUGUUGCAAAUGAUUUUAAACGUGACUGAGGCCCAGCGCCAGGCCUAUUGGCAAAUUGGUUAAAUAUAGGCCCUUGGGUUUAAAUUUAUUCAA
Strongylocentrotus purpuratus (purple sea urchin) is the source of this 1820-nucleotide messenger RNA. RefSeq names its product transcription factor BTF3 homolog 4. NCBI's taxonomy places the organism in Eukaryota, Metazoa, Echinodermata, Echinoidea, Camarodonta, Strongylocentrotidae. The record is from RefSeq and is a predicted model, not a curated record. Gene Ontology annotation, cellular component: cytosol; nascent polypeptide-associated complex. The transcript has 5 exons. The coding region runs from base 147 to 626 and encodes 159 amino acids.